Messenger RNA from Pieris brassicae (large cabbage white), 307 nucleotides. It is a transcript of the gene RpS29, whose product is annotated as 40S ribosomal protein S29. The coding region runs from base 100 to 270 and encodes 56 amino acids. NCBI's taxonomy places the organism in Eukaryota, Metazoa, Arthropoda, Insecta, Lepidoptera, Pieridae. Gene Ontology annotation, molecular function: structural constituent of ribosome; zinc ion binding. Gene Ontology annotation, cellular component: ribosome; cytosolic small ribosomal subunit. The record is from RefSeq and is a predicted model, not a curated record. The transcript is spliced from 3 exons. Gene Ontology annotation, biological process: translation.
AUAUAUUUAUACACUUUGUCAAUUUUUCUUUCCACUGCGAAGCUCGCCAUUUUAAACGCGUUUUGAGUUCUAGCUUGCUAGAAAUUGCAGACAACUAAAAUGGGUCACGCAAAUAUAUGGUACUCCCAUCCCCGUAAAUACGGCCAGGGUUCUCGCUCAUGCCGCGCCUGCUCCAACAAACAUGGUCUCAUCCGUAAAUAUGGAUUAAACAUUUGCAGACAAUGUUUCAGAGAAUAUGCUCAUGAUAUCGGAUUCAAGAAGCUGGACUAAAUGUUUGGAGAAUAGGUAAAUAAAAUUAUAAAAACCC